Molecule: messenger RNA, 405 nt
Organism: Melampsora larici-populina 98AG31
Lineage: Eukaryota; Fungi; Basidiomycota; Pucciniomycetes; Pucciniales; Melampsoraceae
Exons: 6
Biological process (GO): endoplasmic reticulum to Golgi vesicle-mediated transport
Cellular component (GO): COPII-coated ER to Golgi transport vesicle; endoplasmic reticulum membrane
Source: RefSeq, a predicted model, not a curated record
GAAGCAUGGCUUUUUCUUUUAGGAGUCAUCGUGGCCGCAGUUUUACUCUUUACAGCGGUAUUCUACAUUAUCAUGUUUUCAGAUCUAGAAUGCGAUUACUUGAAUCCGAUCGACCUAUGUAACAAGUUGAAUCAGUUUGUACUACCGGAAAUGGGGGCACAUAUGUUCUUAGUAGUCUGCUUUGUAAUGGGCUUUCAGUUAAUUGCUACAAUCAUCAAUGCGCCUCUGGUUGCGUGGAACGUCAAUAAAGUACUCAAUAAAAAUCACAUGUAUGAUGCUACAGAGAUCUUUCGGACAUUGGGACAGCAUAAGAAAGAGACUUUUUUCAAACUGGGGUUUUAUCUGAUCACCUUUUUCUAUUACCUUUAUCGGAUGAUCGUGGCUUUAGUGGCAGACGAAGUAUAA